UGCUGCUAGGCUGUUAGCUGCAGCUCUGAGCCUCCAACUCCCCCCGCGGGUUUUCCUCUUUAAAUCACACGUGUGCACGAACGCUCUGGUUUCUUCAGGUCCACGGAGGUUCGCACGUGUCAGUUUAUUAUUUCAAACAUUCGAACUCGGCUCGGUUCGGCGCAAACUCAGCGUCGGAGGGAAACUCGAGGAGCCGCAUCUGGGAGCAAAGUCGUCGCUCGCUAGCAUCCUCGUAGCCAGAGGUGUCAACAGGUCGCCGCCGCCGCCGCCGCCGCCGCUGCUGCAGCUCUGUCCCUGCGGAGGGUGUCAUCCUCUUCGGGUUUUCUGUGCAUGCAAGUGGAGCGUUAAAUGCACGUUUGACGUUAUUAAAGUCCAGUAUGAAGAACGUGUAAUCCCGGGAUUACCUGAGAGGAUGUGACUGCACGGGUCUGCAGCAGCAGGAGGCAGGCGAGGCCAACACUUUAUCUGCAAAGGAAAAUGCUGACAGGGCAUAAAAAGUGACCAUGACCCGGACGGACACAACAUGGUGAACGUUUUCCCGUUUGCUCCCCCGUUCUCAUGAGACCAGCAGGAAGAUAUGGGCGUCCUCAGACUGGUGCUCAGAAUCAUGGGUAGGAUCAGUACGUUCAGGUCCUAUCAGUUCGUGCUUCUCCUGGCGGCCGCUCUCGCCGUCGUAGCUUUCUACUAUUUUGGCUCUGAGAGGCAGAACUUCUCCAGCACCACGAAGAGGAUCAAGCAGAGCCAGGCCAGCCACAACAGCAACCGAAACGACGCAGACCUGACCGUGGACACCAGGCUCUCGCACGCGGGGGGGUCUGAGGAGCAAGGAGAUGCAGGAGGAGAGGGUGAGGUUUUCAGGUCAAAGACGGGGCCUAGUGAGGCUGCUGACCAACGCUACCACGCACUCAUGAUGUUCACCAAGGUGGACAAGAGCCGGAGCCUGCAGGACAAGUUCCGGGUGGCCAUGUUGUCUAUGGUGGAGCACGGACACUUUCUGGAGGGAGAGGUGUUGGUGCUUCAUUUCGUGAGCGACCAGGCCAGCAAAGAACUGGGAGAGAGGAUGCUGCAAGAGUUUCUCCUCGACGCAACGUUUGAGUACGAGGUGUUAUUUCAUGACGUGGUGGCCCUCACACAGAAGCUCUUCCCUAUUGUGGAGGCCAUGCAGAAGCACUUCAGUGCCGGCUCCGGAGCUUACUACAGCGAUGCCAUCUUCUUCCUGUCUGUGGCCAUGCAUCAUAUCAUGCCCGACAGUCAGAUGCGCAUAGUGCAGCUAGACCUGGAUCUGAAGUACCGGACCAACAUCAGAGACCUCUUCCAAGAAUUUGACCGGUUUCCUCCGGGAGCCGUGAUAGGCAUCACCAGAGAGAUGCAGCCAGUCUACAGACACACCUUUUGGCAGUACCGUAAGGAGAACCCUCAGACCAGAGUUGGCGAACCGCCUCCUGAAGGCCUCCCGGGCUUCAACAGCGGCGUGAUGUUGUUGGACCUGGGAGCGAUGAGGGCCUCGGCUCUCUACAACCAGCUGUUGCAGCCCGGUAAUGUUGCCAAACUGGCCGACCAGUAUCGCUUCAGGGGCCACCUCGGCGACCAGGACUUCUUCACCAUGAUCGGCAUGGAGCACCCUGAACUCUUUUAUUCCCUGACCUGUGGCUGGAACAGACAGCUGUGCACAUGGUGGCGGGACCAUGGAUACGGAGACGUGUUUCAGAUGUAUUAUCGCUGUGAAGGACCUGUUUACAUCUACCAUGGUAACUGUAACUCCCCCAUACCAGAUGACUGAUCUAUGUAAACAUCGUGACUUGCCUGAUCGUGCGCCUCUAGCCACAGACUCUGCCUCCUGCUGGUCAAGGGGCUGGUGAAGAGACCCCCAGACUUACUACAAGUAUGGGUUUCAUCUGUGUCAAUUUAGAGAAAACAGCUUGAGUUAAAGCACCGCAGAGGGCUGCACUAAUCAUGUCCUGUGGUACAAAGAUGAAGAAAUAUGUGAAUUUCAGUUUCAGGAAGACGUAUCAGCUUCUCAAGACUAAAGAAGAGCUGACAACAUUAUCGGGAUGGAUUUUUCUGCCGUUGAAAAAUUAGUAUGGUAUAAAAUAUCCUUUUCGAAAAUAACAGGUAAUCUACCAUGAAUGUGGUCUGGAUUAUCUGGGAUGGGCCAAAGAUGCACUUUGCAGGGUGAGUCCACGUUUUUGUCAGAGCGAGCUGCAAUGGUACCGAGUCAGUGUGGCCCUCGUUCAAAUGAUGGUAGGGUCGUUGUCAAAUUUCCUUUUUUUUUUUGAUUUGCCAUCGUUAAAUUGGUGUUUCGGUUGAGGAGAGUCUAAAAGACGAUUCCUUUAAAUGGAAGAUAUCAAUUUUUUUUGUUUAGAAUUCACAUUAAUUGAUGUUGCCAUUGGGGCUGCACAGAUUAAUUCAACAAAACAAUUAGUCACCAAAUAUUUUGUAGUUUUUAUCACUUUAUUUUAAUCGUUAUCAAAUGAUGGUUUGCUGUAGCUUCUCAAUUGUGAGAAUUGAAUACUUAGUAACACAUGACAUGUGACGAUGUUCCCUUUUGGCUCUAGAAUAUUCACAUUUUCUGACGUUAUAGACAAAAUAAUUCACCAAUAAAUCAAGAAUAUAAUCAGAAGAUUAAUGGAUGAU
Molecule: messenger RNA, 2634 nt
Organism: Platichthys flesus (European flounder)
Lineage: Eukaryota; Metazoa; Chordata; Actinopteri; Pleuronectiformes; Pleuronectidae
Gene: xxylt1
Product: xyloside xylosyltransferase 1
Exons: 5
Coding region: 578-1780 (400 amino acids)
Molecular function (GO): UDP-xylosyltransferase activity
Source: RefSeq, a predicted model, not a curated record